UAUAUAUAUAUAUAUAUAUAAACAUAGCAAGGAGAUGAAGCUUGCCACUGAUAGCUUCCAUUCCACGGCCCCCGCUCUUUGGUAGCAUUAAAACAAUAUUCUUCAUCUGCAAUCUAUUUCUUUCCUUUUCUCCCAGCACUCGGCUCUGCCCCUUCACAUCUCCCUUCUUUUUUAUCAUUCCCAGCAUUCAAUUCUCUGAGUGCAUUCAAUCUCUGUUACAUAUCCAUCUUCUCGAAUCCAUUUCCCCUUCCCUAUCCUCCCGCAGGUUCUACUUCCACAAAAAUUCGCAAGCGAUAGGUAAAAGAUGGUGCUUCCGAAGCAAGCGGAGGAGUCCAUUGUAGCAGACCGCGAAGCCAACAGCUUCAAAGCCAGCGACGAGGAAAACACUCUUACAGAAUCGCCGGCGCGGUUCAACAUGAAAAGCCUCCUGUGGCACGGCGGCUCCGUCUAUGACGCAUGGUUCAGCUGUGCCUCCAAUCAAGUUGCUCAGGUUCUGCUUACUCUGCCAUACUCCUUCUCUCAGAUGGGGAUGGCUUCUGGAAUCACUCUCCAGAUCUUCUACGGCCUUAUGGGAAGCUGGACCGCUUACCUCAUCAGCGUCCUCUACGUCGAGUACCGCACCAGGAAGGAGAAGGAAAACGUCAGCUUUAAAAAUCACGUCAUACAGUGGUUCGAGGUACUGGACGGGCUGCUGGGGCCGUACUGGAAGGCCAUUGGGCUGGCCUUCAACUGCACAUUCCUGCUCUUCGGGUCUGUUAUCCAGCUCAUCGGCUGCGCCAGCAACAUAUACUACAUAAACGAUCGGCUGGACAAGAGGACAUGGACCUAUAUCUUCGGCGCCUGCUGCGCGACGACUGUUUUCAUCCCAUCCUUCCAUAACUACAGAGUCUGGUCCUUCCUCGGCCUCGGGAUGACCACCUACACCGCCUGGUACCUCACCAUCGCCGCCUUCGUCCACGGCCAGAAUCCCGGGUUGAUCCACAGCGGGCCAACAAAGCUAGUGCUCUACUUCACUGGUGCCACCAACAUCCUCUACACUUUCGGCGGCCAUGCCGUUACUGUUGAGAUAAUGCACGCAAUGUGGAAGCCU
Molecule: messenger RNA, 1090 nt
Organism: Phalaenopsis equestris
Lineage: Eukaryota; Viridiplantae; Streptophyta; Magnoliopsida; Asparagales; Orchidaceae
Product: auxin transporter-like protein 2
Cellular component (GO): plasma membrane
Source: RefSeq, a predicted model, not a curated record